Molecule: messenger RNA, 5583 nt
Organism: Closterium sp. Naga37s-1
Lineage: Eukaryota; Viridiplantae; Streptophyta; Zygnematophyceae; Desmidiales; Closteriaceae
Source: the annotation of a GenBank genome assembly
AUGGCGUUUCGCCCGCCAUCGUCGCACGGCCAGGGGCACGGCGGCGAGGUGAGGGGGCUUGGGGGGCGCGCGGAGAAGCCGGGCGGCGAGGGGAAGGUGCUCGGGCGCGCGGAGAAGUCGGGCGGAGAGGGGCGCAGCCAUGGGCGCGCGGAGAAGCCGCCGACGAGCAUGAAGGACGGCAGCUGGAUCUCCGCGGACGCGCUCCAGCAGCAGCACGGCGCACCAUGGAACGCGCAGGCGGGGCGGGCACGACGCCUGAAGCCGCGCGCGUGGCGAGCUGCGUUCGACGCGGAGGGGCGUCUCGUGCGCAUGCCAGCCGUUCUGCGCGCUGUGCUGGACGGGGUGAGAAUGGGGGGAAGCAGGCGGGGGAGGGAGAGCGUGGGGGGAGCGGGCGGGACAGUAGGAAAGGCAAGGGGUGGGGGGGAUCUGUCGGAAGGGCGUCCCCGUCUCGUGCGCAGCAGCAAGCAGCCAGUGCCAAUGCCAACUGCUGUUUCCUUCCUACAUGCUCUCCUCCUUUCUCUGUGCCUGGUGCGUGUUUGGGUGGUGCUUGCGUGGCGUGUGUCUGGCGUGUGCCUGGCGUGUGCCUGGUGCGUGCCUGGCAUGUGUGUGGCACGUGCAUGUGUGCGUGUUGCAUACAGGGGGUGGAUCGGUCGAUACGAGGGGAGGUGUGGGAGUUCCUGCUGGGGUGCUUCUCUCUCGACUCCACCGCUGAAGAGCGCAACUACGUGCGCGCCGCCCGCCGGGAGCGGUAUGAGCAGCUGGUGCAGCAGUGCGCGCGCAUGCAUGGACGGGUGGGCACGGGGCAGCCGUCACACACCUAAGCGAACACUCCCCUUUCCCUCCCUUUCCCACGUCCUCCCUGCUGCUAAACCCCAAUCAGGGAGCGGUAUGAGCAGCUGGUGCAGCAGUGCGCGCGCAUGCACGGGCGGGUGGGCACGGGGCAGCCAUCACACACCUAAGCGAACACUCCCCUUUCCCUCCCUUUCCCACGUCCUCCCUGCUGCUAAACCCCAAUCAGGGAGCGGUAUGAGCAGCUGGUGCAGCAGUGCGCGCGCAUGCAUGGACGGGUGGGCACGGGGCAGCCGUCACACACCUAAGCGAACACUCCCCUUUCCCUCCCUUUCCCACGUCCUCCCUGCUGCUAAACCCCAAUCAGGGAGCGGUAUGAGCAGCUGGUGCAGCAGUGCGCGCGCAUGCACGGGCGGGGAGCGGUAUGAGCAGUUGGUGCAGCAGUGUGCGCGCAUGCAUGGGCGGGUGGGCACGGGGCAGCUGGCCUUCCCCGUGGGUUCGCGCAUCAUGGACGUCCGCAUCCUCACCGCCCGCUCCUCUGAGCCUCCUACCGCCGCCGCCGCCGCUGCGGAUUCUACCGCUCCUGCUGCUGCCACUGCCGCCGCCGCUGCUGCUGGUGGUGCUGGCAGUGGUAUGGAUGGCGGUGGGAGGGGCGGCAUUGGUAGGGACGGCAGGGGCGCAGAGGAGGGCAGCUUCAGGCAGAGCAGCGUUACAACAACGAUGGUGACAGUGGCUGCUGGUGCCACCACCACCACUACCACCACCACCACCACUACCACAAGCACCACGACCAUCAGCAGCAGCAGCACGGGCAUUCCAGCUAGCAGCAUUGGCAGACCGGGUAGUGGCAGCAGCAGCGGCAGAAUUUCCACUCCCUCCACCCCGGCCAUCAGCAGCAGCAGCGGCGUUACCAACUCCCUCACCAGCACCCCCACUCCCACCACCACCAGCAACAGCGGCGGCACCGGCACCAGCAGCAGCAUCGUGCUGCCGCGGCCACGCAGCGGCUCCUCAAGCUCUGCAGCAGACAAGUUCCCGCGCCAGUUCUCCGAUAAGAGCGCCGGGAGUGGCAGCAACCCAACGUUUCGCAUGGAACAGCUGAUGGAGGAGGGCGGGCCGCGGUUGCACUCGUCGUCCUUCUCCUUCCCCCUCGACCUGCUUGACCUUGAAGACCCAAGGGCACUGCUUGGUGGUGGGGGGGGGGAGGAGGACGAGGAGGAGGAUGAUGAGGAGGAUGAUGAGGAGGGGGAUGGGGAGGAGGAGGGGGAGGAUGGGGAAGGGGGGGAUGGGGAGAAGGAAAGGGAAGGGGGUGUGGGCAUGGGACACGAAAAGAGGAAGGCGAAGGGGAGGAAAGGGGCGGAGGGCGGAGGAUGGGGAGGGGGAGGUGAGGGGGCGGGAGGGAAGGAGAGGAAGGGGGGAAUGGAAGAGAUGAGGGCAAAGUGGGCGCGGGAGAGGCAGAGGCGGUAUGAGAGGGUGGACCACUCACACCCCCCACAUGCCAGGGCCAGCGGUGGCGGUGGCGGGAGAGGAGGGGGAGCAGGGAGGACUGGAGAAGGGUUUGGAGGAGCAGGGGCAGGAGGAGGAGGAGGAGGAGGAGGAGCAGUGGGAAUGCGGGAUGGCAGCAGCAGGUCUCAGCGCACACGCAGCACCGAUGUGGGGCUGCUGACGGGGCGAGCAGUAGGAGCGGUGGGUGCAAACGCGCCUCUCACGCGCGCCCGCAGUGCUCGCACAGACGACCCCCUCCCUGCUCCCCCUGUUGCUGCGCCUUGUGCUGCUACUGUGGAGGGCUCGCAGUCAGGCAGCACAGGCACAGGCAGAACGCCAGGGGAAUGUGACAGCUUAGCCGGUGCUGAUGUCACAGGCGGUGGUGCUGAUGGUGCUGGAAAUGCAGAUGGUGCAGCGGGGGCAGAUGCAGCGGUGUGGCAAGCAGCAGCAGCAGGUGGCGAGGAGGGGGAGGGGAGCUGCCCGGACGAUGGGGUGGGUGGGGAGGGGCAGCGGCGCAAAGGCAAGAAGAAAUGGACCAGACUGCUGCCGGGCAAGGGGAAGGAAGGGAGGGAAGGGAAGGAGGGCAGGGAGGGCAAGGAGGGCAAGGAGGUAAAGGAGGGGAGAGAGGGGAGGGAGGGCAAGGAGGGGAGGGAGGGCAAAGAGGGAAAGGGACGGCUGCUGACAGGGGUUGGAUCCGUUAGUGGCAACGCCCUGCUGGACCCAGACGUCCUCGUUAUAGAGCAAGGAGGCGAGGUGGAGGAAGAGGAGGAGGGUGGGGGGCUAGGUGCAGAGGAGGAGGGUUCUGCCACAGGAGGAGGCGGAGGGGAAGGGGGGAUGGGCGGGGGAGCAGGGGGAGAGGGCAAGGGGCCGUGGCAGAGGGGAGUGAAGAGUGUGAAGAAAGCACAUAAGAAGCUGCGGGGGUACUUGGGUGCAGGGGAGAGCGCAGGGGGGGGGGAGGGGCAUGUGGAAAGUGGGGACGGGGGUGAGGGGGGCGAGCGGGGGGCGAGGGCGGGCGGAGCAGUGCGGGAGGGGGCGGGUGCGGGGGGUGUGGGGGGUGGAGGGGGUGUGGGUGUGGGGAGAGCGGGAGUGGGAAUGGGAGCGGAAGGGGGAGGGCUGGGGGGGCUGGGAGGGGGGAUGGGGGGGAAUCAGAGGGGGUUGAUGGCGGGGGGAAACCGGCUGAAGAAGGUGCUGAGUGCUGACUGGGGGGGUGUGUCUGUAGACGAUCUCCUUGCUUCCAUCCGCAACCCCACCCACUCCUCUGCCACCCCCGCCAGCAAUCCCACCACUACCACUGCUAACACUGCAAGCACUGCCACUGCCGCUACCAACGCUGCGAGCACUGGCAGUAGUGGCAGCGGCGGCGGCAGUGGCAGCAUUGCAAACGCAUCUGGGAUUCCAAAGGGGAAUAGAAUGGGGAGUGUUGGGGAUGGUAGCAGUGCGAGCAGUGGAGGUGGUGGCGGUGGUGGUGGUGGUGGGUGGGGAGAGCGGCGGCGGGGAAAGGACGGGGGGACAAGUGAAUUGGGGAGUGUUUCGGAGAGAGUAGAAGGGGAGGGGGAGGAAGGAGAGAGGGAAGAAAGGGAAAGAGAGGAGGGGCAGAGGGAGGAGGGGGAGUGGCAAGUGGUGGGGGCAGCAGAGUGGGAUGGGCGCGGGGCAGGUGCAGGGGAGAGUGGGGUGCAUGAGGGCAGGAAGCAGCGAGUUGGGGGGUCGGAACGGAGAGAGGCUGGGUGGGAGGUAGAGGAGGAAAACGAGAAAGAGGAGGGAGAGGAUGGCUGGGGGCUUGGAUUCGUGGGGGGAGGGGGAAGCUUCCGUGAAGGUGCAGCAGGAGGAGGGGCAGCAGCAGCGGCAGAGGGUGGUGAAGCAGAGAGGAGAGGAAAGCUAGGGGCUGGGACGAGGAGAGAGGAGGAGGGACGUGGGGGCGCUGUGCGGGUGGCAGAGGAAGAAGAGGAGGAGGAGGUGGAGGAGGGGGAAGAGGAAGGGCCCUGUGCUGCAGGCAGAACACUGAGUGCUGAGGUUGAAGGGGGGCGGAGGAGAGGAGUAGCAGCAGGAGGACGAGGGGAGAGAGGGGGAGGAAGAGAGGAGAGAGGGGAGGGGGAGGAAGAGAGGAGAGAGGGGGAGGAGGAGGAGGAGGGGUGGAGAAAACUGGGCUGUUUCAUCCUGCAGGCGUAUGUGAGGCAGCGGUCGUUCAACGGCCGCAACCCCACGGCGGAGCAGGUGUGGUCGUGGAUCCUGGGCCACGAUGAUGAUGCCGACGCUGGUGGGGAUGGUGGGGAUGGAGGAGUUGGAGAUGGGGGAGGUGAUGGGGACGGGGGGUGCGGUGACGGUGGUGCUGGUGGGGGUAAUGGUGAUGGGGGAGGCGAUGGGGGCGCGGGGGAGGGUGGUGCGGGGGAGGGGGCGGGAAGGAAGGAGGGGGAAGGCGGGGAGGGGAAGGAGGGGGAGGAGGAAGAGGAGGGGGGCGAUGCGCGGCUGACGGUUGAUCCAGUGGUGGCAGAGCAACUGGGGGUGACUCCUGAGAGGGUGGCGGAGUGGCUGUGGACGCUGCAUAAGAUAUCGGUGGACCUGGUCUUCAACCCUCCCCUCACUCUUCCCAACCUGCGCUCUCCCUCCUCCCCUCCACGGUGGACGUGGAGCGCACUGACAGGCACAUGGCGUUCUACGCGGAUCGCAGCAACCAAUGUAGUUGCUGCAUCCCCUCUCCUAUGCCUUCUCCUCCGCCCUGCUCCCUUGUUCCCCUCCUCCCCUCUCUCUCCCCUUGCAGCGGUGGACGUGGAGCGCACUGACAGGCACAUGGCGUUCUACGCGGAUCGCAGCAACCAAUGUAGUUGCUGCAUCCCCUCUCCUAUGCCUUCUCCUCCGCCCUGCUCCCUUGUUCCCCUCCUCCCCUCUCUCUCCCCUUGCAGCGGUGGACCGGUGGACGUGGAGCGCACAGAUAGGCACAUGGCGUUCUACGCGGAUCGCAGCAACCUGGCAGCCAUGAGCGACAUUCUGGCCGUGCACGUGUGGAUCGAUCCUGCCACUGGCUUCUGCCAAGGCAUGUGCGACCUGCUAUCGCCCUUCAUCAUCCUCUUCCCGCACCCCGCCGACGCCUUAUCCAUCCCACCAUGUACCAUCUUUCACCUACUGCCCCUCCUCCGUGCAGGCAUGUGCGACCUGCUAUCGCCCUUCAUCAUCCUCUUCCCGCACCCCGCCGACGCCUUCUGGUGCUUCGAAAGCCUCUUCUCCAGAAUCGUGAGUCACUCUCUUCCCCUUUGUCUCUGCUCCCUCAACCUUCCCCUUCUCUCAUCUGCUCACAUCCCCUCACUUUGCGGAUGA